Molecule: messenger RNA, 1542 nt
Organism: Benincasa hispida (wax gourd)
Lineage: Eukaryota; Viridiplantae; Streptophyta; Magnoliopsida; Cucurbitales; Cucurbitaceae
Source: RefSeq, a predicted model, not a curated record
AAUCCCAUGGCUAUGGCUUUUUCAUUUUUUCCACUCUACGCUUCCUUUUCUCAUCCAGCUGUUUCUUCCUUCCCUUUUUCCUAUUGGGUUUCUCCCCAUUUUUCUAUACUCCUCAAAUCCCCCUCUCUUUCUCGUUUCACUUUCUUGCUUUCACUCCCCAUUUCCCAAAUUUUUCCCUCUUCUUUCUUCUUCAUCCCUCACAAUUGAUGAUUUGUUUGUUCCCUUCAGUAUGUAAUUGACUGCAAUUUCUCAGGGUGUUGAUUUUGGUAAUGGGUCUGAAUCUGUUUUCCUCUUGGUGAUUGAAUGCUGAAGUUUUCUUUUGACCCACGGUGGUUGAUUUGGGGAAGUUUUUGCUGUUUUGUUUUCUGAUCUAGCCAUCGAAAAUGGAUAUUCUCGGUGACCCAGAUAAGAAUUCUUACCGAAGUCUUGUAGCGGCUGUAUCUUAUGGAAUUGCUUCGAUGGCUAUGGUUUUUCUGAACAAGGCUGUAAUUAUGCAGUACUCACACGCAAUGACCCUUCUUACUCUGCAGCAAAUGGCAACCACAUUGCUCAUUCACUUUGGUUGGAAAAUGGGUUACGCGAAAGCCAAGGGGCUUGAUAUGCAAACAGCUAAGAGAAUUCUUCCUGUCUCCGUGUUCUACAAUGCAAAUGUGGCGUUUGCUCUUGCUAGCUUGAAAGGGGUUAACAUACCAAUGUAUAUCGCCAUUAAAAGACUCACUCCUCUUGCUGUUCUGAUUGCGGGAUUCUUUUCAGGAAAGAGAAGGCCUACGACACAGGUUAUUUUUUCAGUAAUCUUGACUGCUGCUGGGGUCCUUGUUGCUGCAUUGGGAGAUUUUUCAUUUGACCUCAUUGGUUAUAGCAUGGCCUUCACUUCUGUUUUCUUCCAGACUAUGUACCUUGUAUUAGUGGAGAAGUCAGGUGCAGAGGAUGGGCUUUCGUCUAUUGAGAUCAUGUUUUACAACAGCUUUUUGUCCCUUCCAUUUUUGUUGUUUCUGAUUUUAGCUACGGGCGAAUUCCCAAAUUCUUUAUCAUUAUUAUUUGCAAAGAGUAAUUCAUUCUCCUUUUUGGUUCUCUUCCUCCUUUCAUUGGUGAUGGGGAUUGUUCUCAACUUCACAAUGUUCUUAUGUACCAUAGUAAACUCCGCCCUAACAACAACAAUCGUCGGAGUCCUCAAAGGCGUUGGAUCGACGACCCUCGGGUUUGUUAUAUUGGGGGGCGUGGAAGUGCACGCUUUGAAUGUGACAGGCUUGGUUAUCAACACGGCUGGAGGAGUAUGGUAUUCGUAUGCCAAAUAUCAACAAAAGAAGAACAAACCACCAAAGUUAACAUCGACGUAGAGGCUCGCCGUAAGUAAAGUAGUAGUCGUAUAGUAAGAAUUAAAGUUGGUGGCAAAAAAGAUAUCUAGGUUGCAUUUCUGCUUCAUAUUACAGCGUUUGUGAUUCAUUUGUCAAUUAAGAAUAUAGAUAAUUUAAGCAAAGUUUUUGAAUUCGGAAUAAUUUUACUGAAAUUUGCUAUACUUGAGCGUUGAAACUUACAUAAGAA